AUGACUGGCAUCGGUAAGACUACUCUUGUUGAAAAAGUUUAUAGCGAUCCAAGUGUUCUAGAGGAGUUUGAAACUCGUUUAUUUGUGCACAUCGGCCCACGGUAUAAUCGAUCCGAAGAAAUUGUGUGGCUUGUUCUCUAUCAACUUGGCAUCACCUCUGAUAAGUUUCUCAAAAGGGAUUACGUGAAGCAAUUGUCGGAGGCUUUAUCCAAUAAAAAGUAUCUGAUUGUGUUAGAAGAUGUAUGGGCUGGUAUUCAUGAGUGGCAUGAUCUACAAUAUGAUGGUUUUCCAGAUAACGGGAAAGGAAGUCGCUUCAUCAUCAUAUCUCAGAUCGAUUGCUACGUCGUGUCGAGUGUCAUCGUAUUACCAUUGCUCAAGGACAAUGAAAGUUGGAAACUACUUCGUCAGACGGCAUUUAGUGGUAGUGAAGAUAAAUGCAGUCGUGAACUCGAGAAAAUUGGGAAGACGGUUGCCAUAAACUGCGAGGGACUCCCUGCGGCAAUUAUACAAGUCGGAGAGAACUUGCGUGGAAAAUCUUUUCAAGAAUGGAAGACAUUAUCAGAAAAAAGAAGAUCCAUUAGUCAUCACAAGAGAUGA
Messenger RNA from Erythranthe guttata (spotted monkey flower), 597 nucleotides. NCBI's taxonomy places the organism in Eukaryota, Viridiplantae, Streptophyta, Magnoliopsida, Lamiales, Phrymaceae. The record is from RefSeq and is a predicted model, not a curated record.